Pollicipes pollicipes is the source of this 1417-nucleotide messenger RNA. RefSeq lists its product as uncharacterized. The transcript has 5 exons. NCBI's taxonomy places the organism in Eukaryota, Metazoa, Arthropoda, Thecostraca, Pollicipedomorpha, Pollicipedidae. The record is from RefSeq and is a predicted model, not a curated record. Bases 1 to 486 code for a protein of 161 amino acids.
AUGGCAGUGUGGGGGAGAUCUAGAUAUGGGGAUACAUCUGGCCGCAAUGGCGUGUUUCAAUUGUCGCCAUACGACCAAUCUGAGGAUCUAGACGCAGUCAGAUGUGCCCAGUUCUCUCUGCCGGACCUAGUGAUCGGUGCUAAGGCCAGCCGUGUGGAUCCCACCGAGGGCACGAGUUUCUACGAGUGCGACGUCGACCAUGUGCUCGUCACACUGAUUUCGCCAGAUGCGAGAUUCAACAGAGCAUUAGACUACCACUGCGCUGCUGUGGAAGCUCCCUACAUGGUUGAUCGUAAUGAUUGUGACGAGGUAGUUGUGACGGAUGCAGCAGCAAUGCAGUCUCCUAAUUCCGACGACUCAAGCUGGCCGUUCCAAUGCCCGCAGCUGCCGGAGGCUGCCGGGAUUUUCUCGUUCAGAUACGAUCUACAGGACCAAGACAUCCGCUGGCGGUCCAUUAAAUGCUGCCGCAUCAAGCAAAUGUCUUGAAAUAGCAGAGCAUUCGCUAAAACAAGCCAGCUAUUAAACAGGUGCCAGCAGAAGGCUUUGCUCACGACCACACUGCGAUCGUGGACUCGGCGGUAGGGAACUAUACCAGCAUUGUCAUAAUAAAGCAGCAGCGGCCUAUCGCUUUAAAAUUUUCACUUCCUUCGACGAAAACACCGUACAGAAGCAGGGGUUACAUUUGCCGAUCUCCUUUUUGGUUUGCCCGAUGUCUGGUAUCACUUAAUAUACCGAUGUACUUAUGCAAAAUGCGUCGAGUAGCCCACAUGAACGUAUAGUUUUCCUCAAAAUUUGUUUGAAAAAAUAUUAGUCCAUCAGUUUUUGAGGGGCACAAAUGGUAAAAAGGAAGCCUUUUACCCAUGUGUCUGCCUAUCUCACUCCCCCACUCACCCACUCCUGUCUGUCUGUCUGCCUGUCUGACCACUACUUGUCUGUGGCCUUAGUCAGAUCACAGACCGCGCACUACCACAUACACAGUAGUAAGAUAUCAGACUACUGAUAUUUGUUUUGAUCAGGGCAUGAAGCCGAAAUAGCAACGCAUCUAUCUCUCCAUUCUCUUGGCAUUUUCUACAGGGAGCGAGGCUAUUACUGCUGUCUUAUCCAUAUGCAUAUUGUUUCUCGCGAAUGCACUCAACAACUUACGUGUAAUGUUCACGUUUACCAAACCUGUGGUGGUCUAUUGCAGUUGACUAUUCAUUCAUUGACAGACCACCCCGAGCCGAUGGUAUUCCACUAGCCUAGGGCUGUGUUGUGUCCUGGUGUCCAAGACAGUGUGUUUUGCUGGGCUAGGUAUUUUGUUCUUGAAGAUCAGUGCGCUGUGAAGCUGACACGCUUCGUCCUCUUAUGAAACGCAACGCACUGAUGUUGUUUUCUUGAAUGUGUGCAAUGCGUUUGAAGCCGUUGGCCUGUAUAGAAA